CAUGCGCGCUCCCGUGCCAUGUAGAGGCGAAUGCGGCGCUGCAAGGAGGCAGACCCCGAGACUCGAGCCCCUCUUUUCAACACGAAAAUAACAUUCAUUUCGUCCUUUACGCGCGUCUUCCGAUUAUAAACAUUCAGCACUGACGCUGUAUGAUGCAGUGACCGUCUGGUCUGUAGAUGCCUGCAGGCUGUCAAUGCGUGGUGUUCCAGGAGCCAGUCUUUUAAGGAGACUUGUUUUGGUGUGAGCUGCUGACCACCCUGCAAGGCGGACCCUGCAUCCUAUAUCUGCCAGGGAGACAGCAGUUGCUGCACGAGCUUCACCUGAGCCCCGCCCCAUCCCCUCUUCCACUAUGGUGCUGUCACAGAGGCAACGUGACGAGCUAAACCGAGCGAUAGCCGAUUAUCUUCGUUCCAAUGGAUAUGAAGAGGCAUAUUCAGUUUUCAAAAAGGAGGCGGAAUUAGACAUGAAUGAGGAAUUGGAUAAGAAAUAUGCAGGCCUUUUGGAAAAGAAAUGGACUUCAGUCAUCAGAUUACAGAAAAAGGUGAUGGAAUUAGAAUCAAAACUGAAUGAGGCGAAAGAGGAGAUCACUUUAGGUGGGCCAAUUGGACAGAAGCGAGACCCCAAAGAAUGGAUCCCCCGUCCCCCUGAGAGAUACGCCCUGAGCGGCCACAGGAGUCCUGUCACCAGAGUCAUUUUCCAUCCUGUCUUCAGUGUCAUAGUUUCUGCCUCAGAGGAUGCAACAAUAAAGGUAUGGGACUAUGAAACAGGAGAUUUUGAGCGCACUCUUAAGGGCCACACAGACUCUGUGCAGGACAUCUCUUUUGACCAUACUGGAAAGCUGCUAGCCUCCUGUUCAGCAGACAUGACCAUUAAGCUCUGGGAUUUCCAGGGUUUUGAGUGCAUCAGGACCAUGCAUGGUGAGCAUAGCAUGUAGUAUCAGAUGUUUUCAU
Molecule: messenger RNA, 950 nt
Organism: Triplophysa rosa
Lineage: Eukaryota; Metazoa; Chordata; Actinopteri; Cypriniformes; Nemacheilidae
Gene: pafah1b1a
Product: platelet-activating factor acetylhydrolase 1b, regulatory subunit 1a
Exons: 6
Coding region: 350-934 (194 amino acids)
Molecular function (GO): protein binding
Source: RefSeq, a predicted model, not a curated record